CUCCCGAACUACUCAUUACUUUUUUACGAGAUGUUUUAUCCUUUCUCGAGUAAUUAACAUCCGCGAAUGUUUAUUUACGCGGCUGUGUGUUCAUUGUUUACGUUCGUUUCGUCCCCGACACGUUUAGUUUCCAUAAAAAGUGCGAAAUGUCACCCCGUUUGACAAUCAGCUGAUUCAAGAUGGGAAGGUGUGGUGUGAAUUAUUUACCGUUCCGGUGCUCACUUUAGUUCCUUCCGUUUAAUUCCAUCCAAAUUUUAGUACAAUUAUUUAAAGCAAUGGCCCUUAGUUUAUGGAACCUCACACAAAGCAUAGACCUCCAGACUGAGCUCAAAGAAAGCGUCACGAAAAUAAGCAAUAUCGAAAACCACCUGUACAUCCAGACAUCAAGCAACUGUUUAUACCACGGAACCGUACAAACAAAAGAAAACGUAUCGUACCUAGAGUUAGAAUGUUGCGAGGAGUGGAAAGUGAUAGAUGUAGAUUGCUGUAAAGAUAGCUUAUAUGUUGUAGACAUAGAAGGCAAUGUGUUUAAAUGUACAAAAAAUUUAGAGAAGUGUAGCGAAAUUACGUUAGUCGAGGACUACCAGUGCUCGAGGGGCCACACAGGCACGAAAUGCAAGAUGAAAGUGGGCAAAAUCUCAAUCGGGGCCUUUGGCCACUUGUUUGUGACCGAGUCGGGGCACUUGUGGGCCAUGGGGUGCAUGCCCCAGAUAGGGAUCAAUUCGGAGGUGCCCAAGAAGGUUAAUUUUUUUAAUGGGCGGUUCGUGCACAGCGUGGAUGUGGGCAGCGAUUUUGCCAUAGCGAUUGUGAGCAAGCAGACGAAGGACGACGUUGAUAGUGACGAAGAAGAUGUUUUUAUUUCCAAUUGUCCGCAGUGUUUGUCGGCGUCGCAGCUGACGAGUCCGGCGUCGCAGACCUCCAUUUCUGAUAUGUGUCCGCUUGGGAUGAAAGUGCAAGGCAGCUACGACAUCGAAACCACCUCCACCAGCAGCAAGAACGACAGCAGCAUCAGCUCCGACCGCCGCCUCGUCCACAGCGAGGACGAAGCCGACGAGAAAACCGACACCCAAAAGGUGGAAAAGAACAUCAUCUUCCGCAACACCGAAGCCGCCAAGGAGUUCCUCACCCGCCAGAUCUCGCGCAUGUCCUCCGCCGGCGAGGAGUACCUGGUGGAGUGCACCGAAAAGCCCACCCGGAUCAUCAAGGAGAACAUGACCAACGUCGCCAGCUUCGUGUACGAGGGCGUGAAGACCGUGGGCGACAAGGUCGUGACGUUGUCGCGCCACGUCAGCGGCAGCUCCGACUGCAACAGCAUCAUCGAGAACCUGCCGGAAGUCAGCAACAUCCCGCGCUCGGUGUCCAAGGACGACGGCGUGUGCUCGCUGAGCCAGUGCACGUCGGAGAAGGACCUGUCGGAGGGGGAGAUCAAGGACAGGGUGGCCGCGGUGGUGCGCAGCGGGUCGAGCCUGAUCAACUGCGAGGUGUGGACCUGGGGGAACAUCAUCCACGGACAGUUAGAUUGCCGACAGGAUUUAGAAAGCGUACAGAAUGAUUGCUUAAAUAAUCCGAUUCGGCAGUUUUUUCAUAAGUUUGUGGGGAUGCGAGAGAGUGCGGAGACAGUAACAGGCAUCGGUGACAUAAUCCGCCGCGAACGCCCCAUGAUAAUCACCAAAUUGUCAAAUAUAGGUGUUCGAAAAGUCUCCGUACAGAACUACCACGCAUCCGUACUGACCUUAGACGGUCGAGCGUACAUCUGGGGCCGCAACAACCAUAACCAAGUAACAAUGGACAGCAACGUGGACCAAAGCUCCCCCAAGUUGUACAACACCAACAAAGACGAACGCGUGAAAGACGUAGUAUGUGGCGAGUACUACACAGCGGUACUGAACAACACCCUCAAUUUAAACUACUUCGGAAAGGGGGCCGACAAAACCGUGGACCUGUACUCCGGCGACAGCCGCGAAAACCGAAUUACUCUAUUUAGGAACUUGCUGUCCAGCCAGCAGUACACCUUGCUGAACGUGGGCGGUUCCGUGGACAACUUCUUCGACAGUUUCCUCAUCCAAGAACAGAAGUUUCUGGAGGAGAUGCUCGUGGUGCAGACGUGCAUCAUCAAGCCAUUCCAGAAGAAGAACGUGAACGCUUCCUACACGACUUUGUAUGAAGAGCUAUGCAAGAACUAUAUGGAAUUGUUGCACUUUUGGGCCGCCAAUGUUCAUAGUAUGCUCGAGUACAGCAACGGACUGAUCUCCCUAUGUGAUAUUAUCGUCUUUAGAUAUUUGGAGGAGUUUAUUUUCGUGUACAAGAACUAUAUCAAUACUAUACUCAAUGUGAUUAGCAUAGACGGUUUCCAUAGCAUAUCAAAACUGAUUGAAAUAUCUCCGAAUUUGUACAAACAGAGACCAGAUAGCUUUCCUAGGAAGGAAAAAAACGAAGAACACAUUAUUUCUACGUACCUGUUGGCACCCUUGGACCGCCUCGACACCUACACCACCACCAUACAAACCUACUCCAAGCAACUGAACACCGACGCGAAAAAAUGGACCGACUUCGUCGAGGAAGAGCUCCAAAAGAAACAACAAGCCGAACUGACCAAGGAGUUUUGGCUCAACUCGGGGAAGGUCGUGGAGUUCCUCAAAUCCUCGGACCGCCGACUCAUCCGGGAUAGCCACAAGUACCCGAUUUUCCUCCACAACGCUAGUCGGUUUUCGUCGCAUUGGUUCGUCUUAUUUUCGGACCUUUUCGUCCACAUGAACGGCUCCACCUCGCACUUGCACAACCUCACGACCAUAUGGAUCGAGCCGCAGCAGGACGAAGCGUCCCAGCAGUACCAGAUUUGUUUACGAAUGCCCGAGGAGUCGCUUAUUUUGUAUACGAACGAACCCGAGACGAAAAUCGAGUGGUUCCAUGCCCUCCAGAACGCUAUUAAGACGGCGAUGAAUAAAAGCGACGCGUUGCAGCCGCCCACGGUGCGGAAUGGGAGUUACGCGUUUACUAGGAACAGCGGGUUUUUUAAGGAUUCGACGUAUACUGGGCGUUGGUUGAACGGGAAGAUGCACGGGAACGGGAAGCUGCAAUGGAACGACGGGAAAGUCUUCACGGGACAGUUCUCCAACAACCUGUUGUGUGGAUUUGGGGUUAUGGAGAUCCCCAAUGUGGGGACAUACGAGGGUCAGUGGAAGGACAACCAACAAAAUGGGUUAGGGGUGUUUAAAUACGCGAACACGGACGUCUACCGAGGUCACUUUAAAGACGGACAACCCCAUGGGCAUGGGUUCCUCCAGAAAGGGAAUUUCAUGGCAAACGCAGCCUCGUUCUACAUCGGGGAUUGGGUGAACGGGAUGAAGAACGGUUACGGGGUCAUGGAUGACAUCGCCAAUGGUGAAAAAUACAUCGGGAGUUGGAUGGACAAUAAAAAACACGGGAACGGGCUCAUAGUCACCUCCGACAGUCUCUACUACGAAGGGAUUUUUAACCAAGACGUCCUCACCGGUCAAGGUGUAAUGAUCCUGGAGGAUGGUACUCACUAUGAGGGCGAAUUCCGUGGUACCGGGGUACUCUAUGGCAAAGGAACCCUGACUCUAGCGUCCGGGCACACCAUCGAAGGCAACCUAACGGGUUCCUGGAACGAAGGCAUCCGAAUCUCCAACGGGGUCUUCACCAGAAGCAGCGAAAAAACCCUUCCGCAAACAUUCAAAGAAUUUUGUACCCCCGUCCACCAAAAAUGGAAGGCUUUAUUCAAACAAUGCCACCAGGUUUUAGGUAUCCCUGACGGUAUUAAAAACGGGGCGAAGUCGCUCGAUACCCAGAAGAUCUGGCAAAAUGUAGCCGUCUACCUUUCCAACACCAGCAGCUUGAAGAAGACGAAGACUUCCGACAAAAAAUUCCAAAAUUCUUUGAAUAAUUUAGACAUAAUUCCGCCUUUCGGGCGCGAGAAGCUCGACAUGGGGACUUAUUUAGAGGUAAAGAGUUACCUAGCGAAGGCUUUCGAAAGCAACUUCCAUCCAUUAGGGUCACUUUUGACCGACUUAUCCGAAGCGUACAACACGACGUACGGUGGGCGUGCCCACCCCCUCCUACUCACUCACGCCAUCACCGAACUGCACUACAUUUGCAAGCGACUGUACGAAAUCGUCCGAUUUUUAUUCCCCGCGCUUCCGUCGUACGACAAAGAAUGUCUCGUCGAAAACGAAGACGACGAAGAGAUCAUCAAUUAUCAGUCUCUUCUGUACCCCCUGAUUCUCCCCAAGGUGCACCAUCCACUAUUCACGCUUUUCACGCUCAAGAAUGAGCAACUCGAGCGACAAUACAAAAGAACUUUGAUGGAAUGGAACAAACAGAGCGAUUGCGCACUGAUGACGUUUUUAUCCGUGGACCAGAAAUUCUUCAAGAUGGAGGAACAAUACACGGCUUCUCCGCACGUGUUUGAAGACGCCAUAGAGACGUUGCAGCAGCUGAAGUCGACCUUCUCGCCCACGGAGAAGCUGCUGGUGAUCAGACAGACGGUCGAGAAGAUGACGCCGGUGGCGCUGGAGCGACUGGGGGAGGGCUACGUGUGGAACAUGGACGACCUUUUCCCGAUUUUCUUGUUCGUGGUGGUGCGGGCCAGGAUACCGGAUCUGGGGUCGGAGCUGGACUUCGUCGACAAUUUUAUGGACCCGAGUUUGGAGAGCGGGGAGUUGGGGAUCAUGUACACCACACUAAAAGCCAGUUACCAGCAAAUCCUGAAGGAGAAAGUUUCCAGUUAUUAGUACAAUUAAAUCCAAAUUUUAUUUUUAAUAAAUAGAAACGUUUUGUGAUAAUACAAUAAUUCUUGUUAUUAUUUUUAUAUAUUUUAUUUAAAGUUAUUAAAGUGAAAACAUAUCAUGCA
Molecule: messenger RNA, 4870 nt
Organism: Zophobas morio
Lineage: Eukaryota; Metazoa; Arthropoda; Insecta; Coleoptera; Tenebrionidae
Gene: Als2
Product: alsin
Exons: 9
Coding region: 276-4751 (1491 amino acids)
Biological process (GO): regulation of GTPase activity; endosomal transport
Cellular component (GO): intracellular membrane-bounded organelle; cytoplasm
Molecular function (GO): guanyl-nucleotide exchange factor activity; small GTPase binding
Source: RefSeq, a predicted model, not a curated record